Molecule: messenger RNA, 1435 nt
Organism: Protobothrops mucrosquamatus (brown spotted pit viper)
Lineage: Eukaryota; Metazoa; Chordata; Lepidosauria; Squamata; Viperidae
Gene: SRGAP1
Product: SLIT-ROBO Rho GTPase activating protein 1
Exons: 6
Coding region: 39-1358 (439 amino acids)
Biological process (GO): negative regulation of cell migration; signal transduction
Cellular component (GO): cytoplasm
Molecular function (GO): protein binding
Source: RefSeq, a predicted model, not a curated record
UUUUUUUAAACAGCCUUUCCCAGUAUAGUGAUGAAAAUAUGAUGGAUCCUUAUAACCUGGCCAUUUGUUUUGGCCCAACAUUGAUGCCCAUUCCAGAUAUACAAGAACAAGUAUCAUGCCAGGCUCAUGUUAAUGAAAUCAUCAAAACCAUUAUCAUUCACCAGGAGAUCAUUUUCCCAGAUAGCAAGGAACUAGAUGGCCCAGUAUAUGAAAAAUGUAUGGCAGGUGAUGACUACUGUGACAGCCCUUAUAGUGAACAUGGUACCUUAGAAGAAGUGGAUCUGGAUGCUGGGGCAGAAGUACAUACCAGUGACGAUGAAUGUGAUCCAAUAGAAGCUAUAGCUAAGUUUGACUAUGUUGGAAGAUCUGCACGAGAACUCUCUUUUAAGAAAGGGGCCUCACUGCUUUUAUAUCAUCGAGCUUCUGAUGAUUGGUGGGAAGGAAGACAUAACGGAAUUGAUGGCCUUGUACCCCACCAAUACAUAGUGGUUCAAGAUAUGGAUGAUACAUUCUCAGAUACACUGAGCCAAAAAGCAGAUAGUGAAACCAGCAGUGGACCAAUACUUGAAGACAAAUCUUAUUCCAAAGAUAUGAGUUCACCAACAGAUUUGAAUUCUGAAGUAUAUCUAGGAAGGCAGCGCAAGAGAUCUGAACUCCCACUUUCUGGCAGACGUCCUGGCAGGACCAGUGAUGGACACUGUCCAGUUCAUACACCACAUGGCCCUACUAAUUCCUCAAUGGAAUUAGUUUCCUCCAGUAUGGCAAGCCACACUACUUCUCGAACUAUCCUUCAGAACCACAGCCUCAUAACAGAUAGCCCAGAAAGGAGACGGAAACCUGGCCACAGCAGCCUCACCAAUAUUAGUAGACAUGAAUCUCUGAAAAAAAGUGACAGCCCUCCAAUUAGAAGAUCAACCUCAUCUGGCCAGUAUCCUGUUUUCAAUGACCACAAACCACUUGACCCAGAGUCAAUUGCUCAGGAUAUUGAAGAAACAAUGAAUACGGCUUUAAAUGAACUUCGGGAACUGGAACGCCAGAGUUCUGCAAAACAUGCUCCAGAUGUUGUCCUUGAUACCUUAGAACAAAUGAAGAAUUCUCCCACCAACACCACCUCAACAGAAUCUUUGAGUCCUCUUCACAAUAUCAUUUUAAGAAAUGCUGAGCCUCAGAUUCGCCGUAGCACUAGUUCUUCCAGUGAUACUAUGAGUACCUUCAAGCCAAUGGUGACACCAAGAAUGGGCGUGCAGCUGAAACCACCUGCACUGAGACCAAAGCCAGUAGUUCUUCCAAAAACAAACCCAAGCAUAGGCCCCUCUUCUUCUUCCCAAGGCCCAGCUGACAAGUCUUGCACAAUGUAGAACCCAAGAAACCAAAUGCGGAGUGAACUACCAAAAGAAUGUAUCCGUGAUAGUUGUUUGAAUUCCAGUAUAUUAUU